AUGGCGGGGCUUCGCUCAGGAUGUGGUGCGUUCGGAGCCCUUCUCCUCCUGCUCCUUGUGUCUAGACUCGAGAUUCACGCCGCUCGCCCGCUACCUGGCCAGACUGAGACUUUCUCCACCUCCAGAAGAACCCUGCUGCAGAACUCGAAUCUCGGACCCAAUCUGCUCGAGAACGGAGACUUCGAAGAUCCUGGAAAUAUCUGGUCCGCUGCCACGGCAGCUUCUGCCAUUCCCGGAUGGACAAUUGAGAAUGGCACAGCGGAGUUGGACGACUCUCAGCUCGUGUGGGCUCAGCCGAAUGGCUCCAAGUGGGAUCUUGACAUCUCAGGCAACGUGUACGGCCCGCCCCGUAUCAAGAGCGUUGACGUGUCCGUGUCCGGCCCCAGCUCCGUGUACUACAACAACAGCUACUCCUUCGACAUCUCUGGCAAGACGCGCAACAACAUGGGCUUCGUCACCAAGACUUUCACCUUCACCGCCGGCGCUGGCAGCACGAGCACCAUCCGCUUCGCCUCCCAGGACCCUGCCAGCACCUCCUGCGGAGCGGUCCUCGACAACAUCGUCGUGGCGGCAGUGCUGCCCCCUGCGCCGGCUCCAGCUCCUCAGGUCGCCGUCGUGCCCUCACCUGCCAUGGUCGUGCCGUCCCCUCCCCCUGUGAUCGUCGUGCCUUCUCCCCCGGUCGUGCCUUCUCCUCCGAUCGUGCCCACUCCCCCGAUCGUACCCUCUCCCCCGGUUGUUCUGCCACCGCCCAGCCAGCCAUCGGGGUACGGCUCCCAGCCUGCGGGCUAUGGCGGCCAGCCUGCGGGUUACGGAGGACAGCCCACCGGUUACGGAGCCCAGCCCGGCCAGGUUACGCCAGGCCAGGUCACCGUUUACGGACAGGUGUUAGCGCAUCCAUAG
Klebsormidium nitens is the source of this 900-nucleotide messenger RNA. NCBI's taxonomy places the organism in Eukaryota, Viridiplantae, Streptophyta, Klebsormidiophyceae, Klebsormidiales, Klebsormidiaceae. The record is from the annotation of a GenBank genome assembly.